GUCACCAUAUUUAGAUGGAAACCCCCUAAAGGUCAAGCUCACGUCUUCUAAACGAAGGAAUUAUCAGACGAGGAUGAAGUAAAGGAGUAAAGUAGCCGGAGGAGAGCAUGAAGAUAUUUUGAAGCAUUAAUAAUUAAACAGAAAUUGUAUUUGCUCUAGAGCUCUUAAGAGUAUCCUUGUUAGCGUAUCAAAAUCUAAUGUCACUUUAAUAGUAUAGAGAUAAUAGAUGUCAAUCUGUAAGUGUAAUACAUGGUAAGCCAUGAAUAAAAUAUCACUCUAUUCUUCUGUAUCGGUUGCAGAUGACGGUUCAAGUCAUACAAUGAAGCUAUUAAAUAAUACAGCUAGGAAAUUGAUAAAGGAUAUAGGAUUUAAUAAGCAAGUUCUAGUUGCUGCUCACCCAAAUAUAAAUGCUAUGGCAAUAGAAACGCUCUACGAAGAUCCUGUAAAACAGUUGAUAGACGAGUGGAGAGAAGAAGGCUUACAGCAUCUACGCGAAACCUCUAAUAAAUCCAUAAAGGAUCUCAUACAGCGGAGAUUAGAUUGGAACGAGAUACAGGGCAGAGAUCUGGUGAUGAGUGCAUACGUAUACGAUAAGGACUUUAUCAAGACAGGAUGGAGUAUAGCCGAUGAAAUUGCCUAUCUCAGCAAACAGCCUGUGGAAUCAUUCUAUACUACGCGCAUAGGUAUAUUCAAGGCUUACACGACGUCGGAGCUGUUUCAAUUACAAGACAAACAUUUUGAGCCUGUACUCGAUGAGGAGCUGGGCAAACAAGAGACACUAUCUAGGAUGUAUAACUAUUCAGACUUUAUACUAAGAAGCUGGAAAUCAAUUUUAGAUAGAUGUUGAAUGAG
This is a messenger RNA of Wallemia mellicola CBS 633.66, 852 nucleotides long. RefSeq lists its product as hypothetical. The record is from RefSeq and is a predicted model, not a curated record. NCBI's taxonomy places the organism in Eukaryota, Fungi, Basidiomycota, Wallemiomycetes, Wallemiales, Wallemiaceae. The transcript has 5 exons. Bases 260 to 847 code for a protein of 195 amino acids.